Messenger RNA from Enterobius vermicularis (human pinworm), 1164 nucleotides. Lineage: Eukaryota; Metazoa; Nematoda; Chromadorea; Rhabditida; Oxyuridae. The record is from the annotation of a GenBank genome assembly.
AUGUUGCACGAUGCUGAGGAAGUAAACGCUCUACCGCGGAAGAAGGCAAGGCACAGUGUACUCUUUGAGUUUGAAAAACCGAAAGAAGUUUUCCGUGAAAAAGAAGCGUUUGUUACAGAAGCGAGAGGCUUUGGUUUCUCUUUAGAAAAUUAUUGUAACAAUUACAUAAAAUGUUGUAAGUGGAGCAGUGACGGGGAAAUCCUCGCUUCUUCCAGCCAGGACCGAAAAGUUCAGCUCUUCAAGACGUUAGAAGAUUAUUCUAAGGUAAAACUACAUCAGUCAAUUCCACUGGCAACUUUAAUCUACGAUAUCUGCUGGCAUCCGAGUCUGAGUUGGUUGGCAACUUCCAGCAAAGACCAGCCAAUACACUGUUGGAAUCAAGAGGGAAAAAGAGCUGUUUCUUUCAAUGGAAUAAACGAAAAAGAUGAGCUAGACAGCGCCUACUCGCUUUGCUUCUCUCACGAUGGACAGCAGUUAUAUGCGGGAUACAAUUGUUCAAUUAGGAAAUUCGACAUUAAUAGGGGCGGCCGCCAACAACAGGAUAUAAAAACGUGGACAAAAGUGAACGGCGGUCAAAAGUCUAUUAUUUCAUGCAUUACGAUGAACCCGCUGAUGCAGGGAGUUUAUGCAGCAGCAUCCUAUGGACAAUCAAUAGCUCUUUAUUCUGACAUGUCGUCAGGCGCAGAAUGUAUUUUUGAAGUACCUUCACAUGCCGUUACGCAUAUUCGUUAUUCGAGUGACGGAAAUGUGUUAUUUGCUGCCAGCAGAAAGAAUGAUUGCAUUACAUGCUGGGACCUGCGAUAUCCAGGUCAUAUGAUUGGCUCCCUAGAACGUCCAUGCACUACAAACCAAAGGAUUUAUUUUGAGAUGGAUUGUUCAGGUCGCUACCUGUUCAGUGGUAGCUCUUCAGGACAUCUUUAUAUUUUUGAUGUGGCAGAAAUUAGGCCCGAACUUUCAGAACCAGUUUGUGUUCUUCCGGUCCAUCGAAGCUCACUUUCCGGAGUCAGCAUUCAUCCCAAUGUCCCUCUCGUGGCGACGUGUAGCGGUCAACGAGUUUUUCCUCUGCCUGACUUAUGCAGUGAAGAAGAAAACGACGACUACGAAACGAUUAGAAAUUUUGCCGACUUAGAUAAUUCUCUGUCUCUGUGGAUGUUUUCCCACUAG